Molecule: messenger RNA, 1104 nt
Organism: Geosmithia morbida
Lineage: Eukaryota; Fungi; Ascomycota; Sordariomycetes; Hypocreales; Bionectriaceae
Product: large subunit ribosomal protein L5
Exons: 3
Coding region: 1-1104 (367 amino acids)
Biological process (GO): translation
Cellular component (GO): cytosolic large ribosomal subunit; ribosome
Molecular function (GO): structural constituent of ribosome; RNA binding
Source: RefSeq, a predicted model, not a curated record
AUGGCCUGCACUCGCCAAGGGGCCCGUAUCGCUGGCCUUGUCCUGCCGAGACAGAUACCCAUCCGGGCGGCAGCCAAUCCCUCAGCAGCAGCAGCAGCAGCAGCAGCAGCAGCAGCAGCAGCCAGGAGAUUCGCCUCCAGCAAGGCUUCAGCCGUUACCGACAACGUCUUCUCAGACCUGGAUUCCGCGUCGUCUCUGCAGACGUCAGAGCUGGACAGGUCUCGCAUCGAGGCCUUCGAUCCCAAGAAGAGGAGCACGCGCACCCAGCAACUCCCCGGAAACAGAUACCAGUACCACCCUCCCAAGUACAACCGCGGACCUCUGCACCCGGUGCAGUCCCCCCCCUCGUCGGACCCCACAGCGCGAGACUUCGUCCCGGGACCCUUCAACCACCCGAGGAUAAGGCACACUCUCGAGAGCACCGUGGCGCCCGACCUGCUCACCCUGACGUACCACCACACCCCCCCCGGCACCGUCCGCUCGACGUCGGAGAAGGGCAACCUCCGUGAGUGGGACGGCUCCUCCCCCUACCACAAGAAUCGUCCCAGGAGGGCGCCGCGAGGACCCGGGUCGGACCGCCUUCCCCUGCUGGAGCGCGACAUCUCGCCCACCAACAUCCCCGAGAUCAAGGGCGUCAGCAUCUCGGUCCACGCUCCCAAGGCCAGCGAGGACAAGGAGUGGCUGCACACGGCCCGCGCUGUCCUCCUCGCCAUCACGGGACAGUAUCCCAAGGUCAACCUGCUGCGCAGCAACGUCGUCCAGUUCAAGAUCAAGAAGGGCGACGUCGGCGGCGCCCACGUUAACCUCGAGGGCAACGCCGCCUACGAGUUCCUCGACAAGCUCAUCACCUUGGUCCUGCCCAAGAUCAAGGAGUGGCCCGGUGUCAGGGCUACCAGCGGUGAUGGUCACGGGAACCUCUCGCUCGGCCUGACUCCGGAUGCCAUGGCGUUUUUCCCCGAGCUCGAGUUCAACUAUGCUGCCUACCCGUCCAAGAUGAUACCCGGUUGCUACAUCAGCAUCAAGACGACGGCUACGUCGGAUCGUCAAGGCAGACUACUCAUGAAGGCCCUGGGCAUUCCGUUCUACGGGAAGGUCAAGGACUAA